GAAAAGGAAAUAACUGUAAAAUGACCAAUAAAAACAACGGUACUAAGUGACAGACUAAAGGACCCAAAACCCACACUUCAACUAAACGCACAGCUUAAACUUAAAGAAGAUCACAUAACUAUUUUAUUCUCCCAAGCUUCAACGGAGACGUUUUUCUUCAAGUUCCACGAUGCCGUUUCUUCAAGCCGCAACUUCAGACGGCAUCGUUUCACCUUAAGUUCAUAACCCGCAGCCGCAACCCUCCCCCCUCACGGAGUCACGCACGUAGCCCCUCACUCACGCAGCCCCUCUGAGCCCUCUCUUACACUGUGCUGCCGUCAACAGCGAACAGCCCCUCGCCGUCUCCCCUUUCGUGGCCUCUCGGUUAAAGGGUUCACCCCCGGGUACGAGGCGUGACAAUACUAGUUUUAACCAUCUCUAAUCAAUGAGUUAUUGGCUUCAUUGAUCUAUGAAACCAUGAAGCUUAUCGCGCUUGUGAGAUCCAUUCGUGUUCAUCGCAUACUGCCUGAAGGAACUGGGCCUUUGCAGUUUCGUUACUUCCAGUCUGAUUUUGUUCCCAGAGAUCCCAAGGCCAAGCCGAAAAGGUUCAAAUAUCCUCCAUUCUAUGACCCCUAUGGCCCUAGACCCUCACCCUCUGAGAAAAUUAUUAAUCUUGCUGAACGGAUUGUGGCACUAUCCCCUGAAGACCGCAGGCAAAUUGGUCCUACUCUCAGCGAGAAGUUGAGGCAUCCAAAGCUGCAGCCAGUUUCAGUAGAAGGUAUUGACUUGGGCACACAGGGAGGAGCUGCUGGAUCUGCAAAGGCUGAGGAGAAGAAGGUGGAGAAAACAGCAUUUGAUGUGAAGUUGGACAAGUUUGAUGCAGCUGCCAAAAUCAAGGUAAUCAAAGAAGUCAGGGCUUUUACUAAUCUGGGAUUGAAAGAGGCGAAAGACCUGGUUGAGAAGGCUCCCGUUUUGCUUAAGCAAGGGGUCACCAAGGAGGAGGCAAAUGAGAUAAUAGAGAAACUAAAGGUUGUCGGAGGAGUUGCGAGUAUGGAAUAGAAUUCCGGGGUGUUUGGAUUGGUUUCUGGGUUUUUUUAGAAAGUUUCAGAUAUUUAAAAAUAUCAAUUUUGUAAUGUGGAUGGAUACCCAUCACAAGAGCUUGUUGGAGAAUAAUUUAUAGUUGAACUUAUAAAGUUGUGCUUGAUUUGAAUAGAGUUUCAGUUGAGGUUGCAAUGUUCA
Messenger RNA from Carya illinoinensis, 1218 nucleotides. RefSeq names its product 50S ribosomal protein L7/L12. Gene Ontology annotation, molecular function: structural constituent of ribosome. Gene Ontology annotation, biological process: translation. Lineage: Eukaryota; Viridiplantae; Streptophyta; Magnoliopsida; Fagales; Juglandaceae. The coding region runs from base 457 to 1038 and encodes 193 amino acids. Gene Ontology annotation, cellular component: ribosome. The transcript is spliced from 2 exons. The record is from RefSeq and is a predicted model, not a curated record.